AUGACUAGAGCUUUGAUAGGGCAAGAGAUACAAAAUGGAUUUGUUAGAGGUGCUGCAGUUGGUGCCAUAUCUGGUGCUGUUUUCUCUCUUGAAAUAUUUGCGAAGAGAGUGGAGAAGAGAAGGGGUAAGAGGAAGGAGAUGUCACCAAAAGAUGCAGCUUUAGCUAUUCAAAUGAGUUUCAGGGCUUACAUAAUAAGGAGGUCACAAGCACUGCGUGCUCUGAGGGAACUGGCCAUUUUCAAAACUAAGUUGAAGGAGCUAAGGGCUCUCUUCAACAAUUUCACUUACUGAUGACAUAUUGCCUGUGAUGCUGAGGAGCGACAGAGGUUCUCUGAGAAGAUUAUUGUGUUACUGCUCACUGUUGAUGCCAUUGAGGGUGCGGAUAUGAUGGUCCGAGCUGCGAAGAAGUAUAUGGUAGACAAGUUAGAAGCAAUGUGUAAUAUACCCCAAAAAUCCAGACCAAUGUUAGCAUCAUGUUUCAAGUUCAUGCAUAGUGUAUUAUCGUUCUUUGUUAGUUUUAUGAGUUAGUUUGAGGUAUAUUAA
Messenger RNA from Capsicum annuum, 543 nucleotides. Its product is annotated as BAG family molecular chaperone regulator 7-like. Gene Ontology annotation, biological process: protein folding. Lineage: Eukaryota; Viridiplantae; Streptophyta; Magnoliopsida; Solanales; Solanaceae. Gene Ontology annotation, cellular component: plasmodesma. Gene Ontology annotation, molecular function: protein binding. The record is from RefSeq and is a predicted model, not a curated record. The transcript is spliced from 3 exons.